AUGUGGAGAACUCGUAUUUCACCGUCUGAAGACAAGAAGAGCCUUUCAAAAGCAAAAGUACCCCCAAAUCAGAAGUGGAAGGAAGCUUCCCCUCCCUCCCAACUCUGCGCGUUUGGCUUGCAAGGGGCGAAUGGGAAAGAAGGGUGUCUGCAUCAGAAGCCAGAAACAGGCUCCAACUCCCUGGGCUGGCAGCGUAGGGAUGACCUGUUUAUAAAACUUGCUGCUAAGAAAACAUACUGUUAUUCUCCCGAGAGUUAUCUCCUUGCAAUCGCUUUUCCACCACUUUGGGAGACACAGUGUCCUACAUUUCUCUUUUAUUUUUGGUUACCCCUCCCCGCCCCCCACGGCCCCCCGCAAGAUCUUUACCGUCCACUCCCGAUUUGUCCUUUGCAAGCGGAGGGAGGGGGGAAGGUAGCAAUCAAUGCGGCAGAAAAAGACACAUCGGACGGAGUGGGGCGGGAGGUGGAGGCCUGUGCAGCGUUUGGGGCAAGAUCCGAGCCCUGUCAUCCCUUCCACCCUUGCGUGAGAGUGCAAUCCGAGACCGUGAGCUGCUUCUCCGGUUCCGUGCUCAGCGAGGCCUGGAUCCGCACCGAGGCGCGUCCAGCUUACGUAUUUGCAACGGGGGUAAGGGGUGGGGUGGGGGAUCUAGGUGAAACCCCCUGGGGCGGAAACAUGGCCAAAAGGACCUUAUGGGACGCUCUGGGGUGUCGCUCACUCCCAACUCCUUCCUGGGGCUCGAAGUCGUCCUUUCCCAAGCCAAAGGAGGAAAGGGCGCUGCGAGGGAAGACAGAGGGCGGGUUCCCGACCCGGGAAGGCCGGUCCUCUCCACUCGCCGGGAGGAUUUUUAGUAACUGGCUCGGAGAUGAAAUGAAUUGAGGCCUGGGCGCCAGUAAAAGUAACUAUUAGGAAAGGCACUUUCACAAUUCCAAACAUUCUCUCCCUUUCUCUGUGUGUGUGUGUGCGUGCGUGCGCGUG
Cercocebus atys (sooty mangabey) is the source of this 975-nucleotide messenger RNA. RefSeq lists its product as uncharacterized. Lineage: Eukaryota; Metazoa; Chordata; Mammalia; Primates; Cercopithecidae. Bases 1 to 876 code for a protein of 291 amino acids. The record is from RefSeq and is a predicted model, not a curated record. The transcript is spliced from 3 exons.